Messenger RNA from Didymosphaeria variabile, 867 nucleotides. It is a transcript of the gene PMM1, whose product is annotated as Phosphomannomutase 1. Gene Ontology annotation, biological process: protein N-linked glycosylation; mannose metabolic process; GDP-mannose biosynthetic process. The transcript is spliced from 2 exons. The record is from RefSeq and is a predicted model, not a curated record. Lineage: Eukaryota; Fungi; Ascomycota; Dothideomycetes; Pleosporales; Didymosphaeriaceae. The coding region runs from base 1 to 867 and encodes 288 amino acids. Gene Ontology annotation, cellular component: cytosol. Gene Ontology annotation, molecular function: phosphomannomutase activity.
AUGGCUGCCGCAGCGUCCAUCUACCCCCCGCUCAGGGAUCGCCCGAUCAAGAACACGGUCCUGCUCUUCGAUGUUGACGAGACGCUCUCCAAAGCGAGGAAGCUUGCGAAGCCGGAGAUGCUUCAACUGCUCUCUGAACUCCGCCACAAGGUCGCCAUCGGUUACGUAGGCGGAUCCAACCUUGUCAAGCAGCAAGAGCAGCUUGGCGGCACCGUCGAUGUUACUACGCUCUUCGACUUCUGCUUUUCCGAAAACGGUCUCACAGCGUACCGGUUGGGCCAGGAGCUUGCGAGCACAAGCUUCAUUGGCUGGAUCGGCGAGGAGAAGUAUAAGCAACUGGUGAAGUGGUAUGUUUCAGUCUUACGUUGUUAUAUGAGGGAGAAUGAGGCUGAUAUAAAGGCGUCUAGGAUCCUCCACUACAUCGCCGACCUCGACAUUCCCAUCAAGCGCGGUACUUUCAUCGAGUUCCGCAACGGCAUGAUCAACGUCUCCCCCAUCGGCCGUAACGCGUCCGGCGACGAGCGCAACGAGUACGAGAAAUACGACAAGGCCAACAACAUCCGCACAACCAUGAUCUCCAAGCUUAAGGAGGCAUUCCCCGACCUCGGCCUCACCUACUCCGUCGGCGGCCAGAUCUCGUUCGACGUCUUCCCCACUGGCUGGGACAAGACAUACUGCCUGCGUCACAUCGAGGCCGAUAAGGAGAGGGAGGAUGGCGUCGAGUACAAGGUUAUUCACUUCUUUGGAGAUAAGGCGUACGAGGGCGGAAACGACUGGGAAAUCUACAGCGAUCCCAGGACGAUUGGACACGCGGUGAAGGAUCCUGAGGAUACGUACAGGCAGUUGAAGGAGCUAUUCUUCUCUUGA